GCACUCCUGUCGUGAAUUUCUGACUUACGUCAGUGUGGGUGUUUCGUUCGGCGGCCAUUAUUCUACGUAUAGUAAUUAUUUUUCGCUGUUUAGUGCUCUACCAAACAAAGAACUUCAUUAUUUUCGAUAUAUUCUGUUAAUUUAUAAUUUUGAAAAUAAUAUAUAAAUAGUACAAAGAUGAAUCCAGAAUACGACUACUUGUUUAAACUGCUUCUGAUUGGUGAUUCUGGAGUGGGAAAAUCCUGUCUACUGCUCAGAUUCGCAGACGACACAUACACCGAGAGUUACAUCAGUACUAUUGGUGUAGACUUUAAAAUUAGGACUGUAGAAUUAGAUGGCAAGACAAUAAAAUUACAAAUAUGGGACACAGCAGGACAGGAGCGGUUUAGAACUAUCACUUCGUCAUACUACAGAGGGGCACAUGGAAUUAUCAUUGUUUACGACUGCACAGACCAGGACUCGUUCAGCAACGUGAAGCAGUGGCUGGAGGAGAUCGACCGCUACGCGUGCGACAACGUCAACAAGCUGCUGGUCGGCAACAAGUGCGACCUCACCACCAAGAAGGUCGUCGACUACACCACAGCCAACCAAUACGCGGAGCAGCUAGGCAUCCCGUUCCUGGAGACGUCAGCCAAGAACUCCACCAACGUGGAGCAAGCCUUCAUGACCAUGGCGGCCGAGAUCAAAGCGCGCGUGGGCCCGCCCACCGGGGGCUCCGCGCCGCAGGGCGCCUCCGUCAAGAUCGACCAGGGCCGCCCCAUCGACACCGGCAAGUCGUCUUGCUGCUGAACACGUCGCCAAGGCGGGCGGCUUCACGCAGAGGCGGCGUGAGCUGGCGCCGGNCUGGCCGACCGCCGCACCCGAUAUAUAAAAUGCAAUUACCACAAAUGUUUCAUGAUCGCAUCAUAUUAAAGUAAUUAGAUCGAGCGCCACCCGAGCCCUCGACGCGACUACGUCUAAUUAAGCUAACUCUUAUUAAGUUGCUAUGUCCAAUAAAUAUUGUUAAAGCAAGGUGAAAUGGAUGGGUGUAUGUUUAUACAUGUUUAUAUUAAAUAUCGUAGGUUAAUUAUUUCGUGCUGUUCGGAUAUCGAUGCAGGCAACAUCAGCGUAGUUGUAUGAGAGGAAAAUCACAAGUGUUUUUGUAUCGUAUAGAGUAAUUUAGACAGACUUGUAACAUAGACUCCGUUUCGCUCGCACUACGCUACGGCUGGGAGUGAAGUGCGAUGGAAGGUAAUUGCAUGGCACUUUACUCUAAAUAACACCUUACGCUUAACGUAAUAGACGCCCAUUCAUUCUAGCUCGGUCCGCAGUGAUAUGAGAAAUUAAAAACUCCAAUUUUUUGUAUGACUCAAUUGUAAAAGUAAUGUAAUUUGUGUAUAUUGCCAGUAGGGUUCUUCCACACAGUAGCGUAGUGUGCAGCCCUUACGUAACUUUCGACCUUCUCAGCUGUCCAUUCGUAGGCUUAAUAUUAUUGUUUUAUUCCAGCUUGUGUUACUCUAUAAUUUUAUCACGUGAAAUACUAAUUUAAUACUUCGUAUGCACUGGGUGUUUAUAUUAUUGAAUAAUAUCGUGAAGCGUUCUGGGGAGUGCUAUGUUGAAAAUUUUGUGUUAGAACUUUUAAAAUUUAAGACUACUCUGUCGUAACUUUUAACACAAAAUUGUAGAUAUAGCAAAUUGGCCUUAGAUAAUUUAGACAGAUAUUAUAUAGUAAACUUAUGUAGUCAUCGAUUAAAGUAAAGCGGGAACAUAGUAUUAAUUAAAAGACAUAUACAUAUAUCAAUAUCACAGAAGUAUUGUGAUAAUUUAAAAUUUAACAGCGAUUUAAUGUUCUAAGCGCGGUUGUAUAUUUGUAUCUGUUUCGUAUUGUGCGUCCUGUGUUCUGAGAAAGGAUUAGUAAAUAUGCUGAAGUAUUUAAUUAAUUGUGUUUAGAAUAUUAAAUCGUAUUAAUUAUUUUAUUACCUGUCGAUCUUUGUAACUUACUCGCAAUGUCGUUAUUUUUAUACUAUUAUGUCUGAGUUAAGUUUACUUAAAUCAAAUCCGCUAACCCACUGUAUUUCUGUAUUGAGGGUUUCUUAGAAAUUAAAACAGUAUGCUAUA
Ostrinia furnacalis (Asian corn borer) is the source of this 2097-nucleotide messenger RNA. RefSeq names its product RAS oncogene family member Rab1 (gene Rab1). NCBI's taxonomy places the organism in Eukaryota, Metazoa, Arthropoda, Insecta, Lepidoptera, Crambidae. The record is from RefSeq and is a predicted model, not a curated record. The transcript is spliced from 5 exons. Gene Ontology annotation, molecular function: GTP binding; GTPase activity. Bases 178 to 789 code for a protein of 203 amino acids.